CAUCUCAACCUCUCCUACCCAAACUCCCCCGUCCCCAAGCAGCAUCCCCAGUAUUCGCAAUGGCUCUUUCACCAUUCUCUGCUAUCUCUCUUGUUUUCUUUCUUCUUCAUCUUCCAAGUACUUUUGGUGACAAUGGAGGUUGGCAAAGUGGCCACGCCACAUUUUAUGGUGGCGGAGACGCAUCCGGCACAAUGGGGGGAGCUUGUGGGUAUGGCAAUUUGUACAGCCAGGGUUACGGGACAAACACGGCAGCACUGAGCACAGCUCUAUUCAACAAUGGCCUCAGCUGUGGGUCUUGCUACGAGAUGCGAUGCAACGAUGACCCCAAAUGGUGCCUUCCCGGAGUCAUCACCGUCACCGCCACCAACUUCUGUCCUCCGAACUACGGUCUGUCCAAUGAUAAUGGUGGGUGGUGCAACCCUCCGCUGCAGCACUUUGAUCUUGCUGAGCCUGCUUUCCUGAAGAUCGCUCAGUACAAAGCCGGCAUAGUUCCCAUUUCUUUCAGAAGAGUGCCCUGCGUGAAGAAAGGAGGGAUCAGAUUCACGAUCAAUGGGCAUUCGUAUUUCAACUUGGUUUUGAUUUCAAAUGUGGGAGGAGCAGGGGAUGUACACGCGGUUUCGAUCAAGGGGUCAAAGACGGGGUGGCAAUCCAUGUCAAGAAACUGGGGGCAGAACUGGCAGAGCAACUCGUACCUGAAUGGGCAGAGCCUCUCGUUCAAGGUCACCGCCAGUGAUGGCAGAACCGUCACCAGCAACAACGUUGUACCUGCUAAUUGGCAAUUCGGUCAGACCUUUGAGGGUGCGCAAUUUUAGGAGUUUCUCAUCAUCCCCUCCUCCUCCAAGAUGAGACACUUCCAUUCUAUAUGUAAAAUUGAGCAUUGUUUCUUUCUUAGAUUAGAAAAAUGCCAACAUGCCAAUGUGGCCUCUAAUGGCUGAUGCUGUGGUGACUGUAGGCACCCGCAAGGCCUAUCUAUAAUCUAUAUAUAGUAUUGAGAGUAUAAAUCAAAUUUCCAUGAUAUAUUGAGAUUAUUUUUAAUAAAUAUUUUGGCUUAAAUCUAUUA
Molecule: messenger RNA, 1060 nt
Organism: Neltuma alba
Lineage: Eukaryota; Viridiplantae; Streptophyta; Magnoliopsida; Fabales; Fabaceae
Product: expansin-A8-like
Exons: 3
Coding region: 60-812 (250 amino acids)
Biological process (GO): plant-type cell wall organization
Cellular component (GO): extracellular region
Source: RefSeq, a predicted model, not a curated record